Messenger RNA from Wasmannia auropunctata (little fire ant), 973 nucleotides. RefSeq lists its product as uncharacterized. NCBI's taxonomy places the organism in Eukaryota, Metazoa, Arthropoda, Insecta, Hymenoptera, Formicidae. The coding region runs from base 226 to 771 and encodes 181 amino acids. The transcript is spliced from 4 exons. The record is from RefSeq and is a predicted model, not a curated record.
AUAUCAAAACUUUUCUUUUCCGUGAAAAAAAGAUAAGUGGGCAAGGUUAUUUGAUUGCUGGGUUCACAGGUGUGAGUAGAAUUUUUCGGGGAACUCGAUUUACAUCACCGUUACGCAAUAUAAUCGCAAAACCCAUCCCGGGCAGAUUGGUACCGCUUGUCACGAGACAGAACCAAAAAGAAAGAAAUUAUUUUCUCUGUCAAAUGUAAUGGUAUAUCUACAACAAUGAGUGGAUCAGACAAUAGCAGCACGGGUAUGAAAAUAAUUCGAGAUGAGAACGGAAAAAUAAUUAAAACGGCUGAAGGAAUUUUAUGUGAAUGUGUGGAUAGUGAUGGAAAUGUCAAAUUAAAAUUUGUAGGGGCACGCUCGACUUGUAGCACAUCAUCGUCAGCAACUGAAAAUGCGAGCAUAAUGCCGUGCAGUACAGCUUCAUUUAACAAUGAAGAAACUAUAAAGAAAGGAAAUGAUUCGCAUGGAGUUGCAUGGACAGAUAAUGAAAGCAAAGUAUUGCUACAAUUAUAUUAUGAAAAUAUUGGAGAAAUAGAUCCAUUUUCCACAUUUAAAAAUAAAAAAUGUAUGUGGGAAUUUAUAAGUAAUGAAGUUACAAGAAAAUGUGGAAUUUUUUGUUCGUCUUUGCAAUGUGAAUACCGAUAUAAAAAUAUGUUACAAAGAAGAAAUGCUGCAAAGAAAAAUAAUAAAAAAUCGGGACAUGAAAAAUGUGACAUAGAAUUUGAAGAAGAAUUUGAAUUAAUUAGUAGCAUCGACCGAUAGCCUCGAACCUGAGGUUUGCUUUGGAAUAGGCCAGCUUACUGUAAAAAAAAGAAAAUUAUACACUUCGGACAGUGAAGAAAUUGUAAGAAAAGGUCAAAACUCUCCAAACAUUUUUGCAGUAUUACGAGAUAUUCAAAAUGAAAAAGAAAAACAGAAAGAGCGUCGACAUAAAGAAAAAAUAGAAGUUCUGCGAGAAUUAUUU